Messenger RNA from Penicillium brasilianum, 1097 nucleotides. The record is from the annotation of a GenBank genome assembly. Lineage: Eukaryota; Fungi; Ascomycota; Eurotiomycetes; Eurotiales; Aspergillaceae.
GACUCGUGCCUGCAAUGCAAUAUUCUCGUCUACUCUUUACAUAAAUUCGGCCCUUCGAACUAGACUACCAGUAUAUCGAUCUACUACCCGUCUCGCUACGACCAUGUCGGGCUACGGAUCCCAACCCAUUGCUCAGUACACCAUCUCUCGGGGAUUCUUCCACAAAGCCUGGGAUAUCACAAUCAACGGACAAACGGUCUACCAUGUAGACAACUCACACUGGACACCGGGCAAGCCCGAUCUAACCUUCCACGCGGGACCCAAUACCACCGGACCCAUCGCGGGGGUCAGUAAAUACCGACAUUUCUCAUCGGACACGGAAAUCGGGCUCGGCGAUCCGGCGCAGGCUCACGCGAUCGAAUGGCUCUGUCUCAACCGUGACAGCAGAAUGUCCGUCCGAUACUCGAUCCGCAUGAGUAUAGGCAGCGGCCAUCAACCUUGUACGUUUACGUGGAAACGGACGCGUUCGCUAGGCAGUAGUCGACACUCUGGAGACCUGAAGCUGGUGGACGAUUCGGACCGGAUAUUAGCGGUUCUGUCGUCGGGCGGGAGUUUUACCUCUACGAGUGGAAAAAUGAAUAUCUACGCGCAGUAUGGAGAUCGGUUUCAGCUUAUGGUGUUGGUGAGCGGGCUGGCCUUGCGUGAAAAACUCGCUCGGGCUCGAAAGGCUGCAGCUGCAAGUGCUGGUGGGGGCGGUGGGGGCGCUUAAAAGGGCAUUGAACCUGAGGUUUCGGACCUGGGAGCCUAGAAUGCUGGUGGGCUGGCCGGUGGUGGAGGUCGUGGAUUUCUGGGAACUUGGAAGCGAGCCGAACUUGCGAGGGGAAUGGAUGGGAUGGUUACCUCGGAGGGGAACCUCAGAAGAGCCAAGACCACGAGGGAGUGGAAAUCUGCACGUUUAUACGAGAUGGGAACGACUGGAACGCCUGGAACGACGGAGUGGGGACACGGGGAGUCUGGAGGGUGUGCUUGAUUUCUUUGUACCUUUUAUUACGUGAUGUACGACUGUAUCCUGUUUUGAUGACGAGAUGCUUGAUGAUUUGAUGAUAAUGGACCAUAACGUUAAUAGGGAACAUUUUAGAUUUUAAGGUCUCUCAGGG